AUGGCAGCACCGUCGUUCAAUCGCCUCGUUCGUUUUGUUCCACGGUCCAACGCGGAAACGGUGUUAAUUGGACAGCCCGUCUUAGAUGACAUUGACGUCGGGCUUGCUCUUUACAAUGGUGAAAACGUCGAGGUCGAGGUAUUUUCGGGGGCUUCGGCCUUGAACCCUGGCAAGGGAACUGGAACUUUGGAGAUAAUUGGCCGAAUUUUGUCACCUUUGGCUGCCAAUGAAGUUGGGACAAUUCGCUGUAUUGGCCUGAACUACAAGCAACAUGCUCAAGAAGUAGGCUUGGAGCCGCCUACCGUACCAACCGUCUUCUUAAAACCGAGCACUUCCCUAGGGGACCCUUGGCCUGUACCUACAAUCCUCCCCAAGCUAAGCCAGCUAGAUGACUGUGGAGACUAUGAGGCCGAGCUCGCCGUCGUCAUUGGCAAGACUGCCAAAAAUGUGUCUGAGCUAGAGGCUAUGAGCUAUGUGCUGGGUUACACUGCUAGCAACGACAUCUCGAGCAGAACUAGCCAAUUUGCCCAGUCGCAGUGGUGUUACUCAAAGGGCUUCGAUGGGGCUUGCCCAAUAGGGCCAACACUGGUUUCAACUGCAGUUGUGCCCGAUCCUUCCGAGUUUCGAGUGCGUGGUCUUAAGAAUGGCUAUGUCAUGCAAGACUGUGGAGUAGACGACCUGAUCUUCAGUGUUCCGAGACUUGUGAGCUUUCUAUCUCAGAGCACUACCUUACCUCCAGGAACCGUAAUCAUCACUGGGACCCCUGCAGGAGUUGGGGUGGGAAAGUCGCCCAAGGUUAGUCUCCGUCACGGAGACCUGUUCAAGGUUGAGAUAACGCCACACAUCGGUACACUCAUCAAUAAAAUCCAGAAUGAAUGA
This is a messenger RNA of Fusarium keratoplasticum, 879 nucleotides long. RefSeq names its product FAA-hydrolase domain-containing protein. NCBI's taxonomy places the organism in Eukaryota, Fungi, Ascomycota, Sordariomycetes, Hypocreales, Nectriaceae. Gene Ontology annotation, molecular function: acetylpyruvate hydrolase activity. The record is from RefSeq and is a predicted model, not a curated record. The coding region runs from base 1 to 879 and encodes 292 amino acids. The transcript has 6 exons.